AAGCUGGAUCUGCGUCUUCGUUUCUUGCGGAUCCGUUUCCUCGGAAGAGGUGAACCCUGAAGGCAUUCUAUAAUUGAAACUUACAAACUGCACAUAAGAUACUGUUAAAACGUGUGGAAUUUAUUGCAAAAGCGAUACCCGGAGACUGCAUAAUGUCAACACACUGCAACCUCACUUCACCGCCAGAGGAACAUUUACGUUGUUCGCUCUGUCUGGACCUCUUCACCGAACCCGUCACCACAACAUGCGGUCAUAGUUUCUGCAGGACCUGCCUCAGCCAGCGAUGGAGCGACGGCGACUGCUACCAGUGUCCAAAGUGUAACAAAAGAUUCCCCGUGAAGCCAGAGUUCUCCACAAACGAAGUCAUGGAGGAAAUGUCAGUCCAAUUAAAGAGACGGAAAACCGAGGCACUCGAAAGCGAAAACGCACCGUGGCAGGUGAAGUGCGACGUGUGCGCGGAUUUGAGGUUCAAGGCGUCCAAGUCGUGCCUGGUGUGUCUGGCGUCGUACUGUGACGGACACCUGGAGCCUCACCGGAGGGUCCCCGCCCUGAUGAGACACAAGCUGGUGGAGCCACUGGAGAACCUGGAGGAGAGGGUUUGUGAGAAGCACGCCAGGAUCCUGGAGUUUUUCUGCAGACGGGAACAAGCGUGCGUCUGUCUGCUGUGCUGCGAAGCAGAACACAGAGACCACGAGACGGUACCUGUUGAAGAGGAGGGGGCUCUGCAGAAAGAAACCAUUGAUUCCCAACAAACAAAAAUCCAUCUCAGGAUUGAUGAAAGAAUGGAAAAGAUAGAGGAAUUUCAAAAAACCUCAGAAAUGAGCAAAGUAAAAGCAGCCAACAUAAUUGAGGACGGUGAGAAGUUGUUCAGUAUUCUGAUGAGCAGAGUGCAAGAGAUUCAAAGCAAACUGCAGUCAAACAUUGAGAAAGAAUUGAGAAAAUCCAAGGAAACUGUCCAGGCGAUGAUUCAGGAGCUGAAAGAGGAGGUUGCAGCUCUGCAGAUGAAACACUCUCAACUAGAUGAACUUUCACAAAAGGAAGACAACCUUAGACUUCUACAGACAUUGCAGACUCUGAACACCAUGUCAAAAACCAAGGACUGGUCCGAGACCAAGGUUUACCCAGAUCUGUUUGUUCACACAAAGAGGACAGCCAUGGAACAUCUUGUCAAUUGUUUUCAAACAACACUAAGGACACUGACAAACAUGGAAUUGACCAAAAUGAGAGAAUACAAAGAAUCAGUGACCUUUGAUGAAUCCACUGCUGGGGCUGGUCUUAAAAUAACGGAUUCUGGGAAACGUCUCAAGUACUCAAAAACCGCAAUGUCACCAACACCGUCUUCCAAAUCACAAAGGUUUGCUCUACCCAUGGUUUUUGGAGCGAAUGGCUUCAUCUCCGGUCGGCACUACUGGGAGGUUCAGGUGGGCCUGAGAAACAACUGGCAUAUCGGUGUAGCCCUGGAAACGGUUGAUAGAUCACCACAUACUGUGUACAAAGACAGUGGAUUCUAUUUUUUAGGAAAGUCUGGCUUUGAUUAUGAAGUUAGGGAUUCAGCCUGUAAAGUUCUCCAUCUCAGUCCCAGGCCAACACACGUGGGGGUGUACUUAGACUACGAGGCAGGUAGAGUGUCAUUCUUUGACGUGACCCAAAAGUUGCAUAUUUAUUCUUUCCUACAGGAGCAUUUCACGGGGAAACUUUUCCCAUAUUUCUAUCUGCACAGCGGCACAAAGAGGUCUGAGCCUUUGCUUCUACUUUCAAUCCUUGAUCCAGAAUACUACCUUCGUCUCAUUCGCUCUCUUGACCAAGCUAAAAAACCAGCUGAAUAGAAUCGAUCAGAUUCCAACUAGAUCCUUGAAAUCCAGAUGUCCUACAGAGUAAAAUGACCACUGGAAAAUACUGACAAAGAUUUUUACCUACAACCGUUCUCACUGUUUGGUUUCAGGGAAGACAUGUUAAUGUAAAGUGUUGUAUAGCUGGGGAUUAGGUCAUUUCGUAUCAAACAUGUUUGUAACUUCCUUCACAGUAAAUAUGUAAUGAAACAAAAGGUUUCUUCUUGGCCUAAGUAGCACUUGGUGGAAAUGAAAAAAUGUUACUGCCUGAGGAAUGAAACUCGCGAACAUUCAGAACUACAGAACAAGAACUUCAGCUCAAUCUUCAAGGCCACAUUGACUUCAAGCAAUACCCCUUGGCUGGAUGUUGGCAAAUGUAGCUAAAAAUCUUAUGGGUUGUUUUUUUUUUUCCUAUCUGAAGCAAAAAUCAACAUUGUACCAAUGAUUCUGAUAUUUUGAAUGUGCUUUCCAAUUUACAUUAUAACAAAGAGUAAACUAGAUUUUUCUCUUGAAUGUCUAUAACGUUAAGCAUUCUUUGUAACAGUAUCCUUAUAGCCUUUAAUGUUUUGGGUUUUUGUCAGCUUUGUUUGUUUCAUAUCCAAUUUUUUUUUAGGUCUAAUACUGAAUUUUUGAUGAAAGAUUUCAGACAGACUUGCAUUGAUUCGUUACGGCGGGCCAGAUUUGGCCCUCGGGCCUCGAGUUUGACACUUGUGUCUUAGAGGAAAGUAACCAGCCUGGCCUUUUACAGUAAAAACAUUAACCUGCAAUAAAAUACAAGAUGUUCCACACAGUGUACGUUAGAUAUCAUCUCCUCCGCAAUCCCAUCACAUCAAACUUGCUAAAUGGUGACCAGAAAUCUGCCGAAGACAGAAAGCUGUGAAAAUCCUCAACCAAGAAGUGCAUCACUUAAUUUGUUUUGCUCUGCAAUUGAAAAUAGAGUGAUAUUAACAAUUCAUCAUAUUGUACAACAUAAAAUUGGUAAAAAAGACAACAAUAUAUUUGUUUUAUUGUGCAUUUUUCUCUGCUACAAGUUUUCCUUCCACCCAACUUUCUAUUAAAACACUUGGAUACGGCACCAUGAAAACAGUAAGCAUUCUUUUUUUAACAAUAAACAUUUGUGGCUUACCUUG
Xiphophorus hellerii (green swordtail) is the source of this 2959-nucleotide messenger RNA. RefSeq names its product E3 ubiquitin-protein ligase TRIM17-like. Gene Ontology annotation, molecular function: zinc ion binding; protein binding. The coding region runs from base 153 to 1826 and encodes 557 amino acids. Lineage: Eukaryota; Metazoa; Chordata; Actinopteri; Cyprinodontiformes; Poeciliidae. The record is from RefSeq and is a predicted model, not a curated record. The transcript is spliced from 7 exons.